Messenger RNA from Plasmopara halstedii, 1140 nucleotides. RefSeq lists its product as hypothetical. The transcript has a single exon. The record is from RefSeq and is a predicted model, not a curated record. Lineage: Eukaryota; Oomycota; Peronosporomycetes; Peronosporales; Peronosporaceae. The coding region runs from base 535 to 726 and encodes 63 amino acids.
GGUAUUGCUGAGAACCGAAACUUGGAAAAUGAAGAUAAUCACAAUGCAGCUCAGUGUUGACGUACUGCUUCAAUGGGAUUAUGAAUUAUAAUUUUUUUGGCUCCGGAUAUUUGAAUCCAUUGAUUGUUCUGAGCUACAUAAACUGAGUUUGGAGCAGCUGAAGCGGACAGAGACGAUGAACGGAAAUUGAUGCUCAUUCGUACAGUAGAGGAGAAUCUUGCUAGAAAAGGAAUCAUCUAAUGUGUACUAAGAGAUACACUAGCUCAGCAUCGAACAAGGGAAUUUUCUAAUGCAUAAUAUGUAUGAUCCUCUCAUUUCUUGAAUAUUGUUCACGAUUCAGAUAUUAUUUUCGUGCGGAGAUGAACAUACGCUUCUUAUAGCUUUUGCGAAACGGACCUGUCCACAACAGCUGUCGAAGCCACUAAUCCCGGGCUCGAGUAAUUUAUUGGAUACCUGCACACAAUGAUCGACAAUCCCGUUGUUAAACUUACUGAUUUCUAAUCUUGAGAGCAAGUUCCUUUGCCUCUUACCCGAAUGACCAAGUACGGCACCAGUAAACCUGUUUACGUCGACGUGGAAAGCAAUUCUCCGUUGCCAUUCUACCGCGUUUGUAAUUCCAACGUUCGUGCUUACCUGGCCGAGUUUGUUGGCACCUUUAUCUUCGUGCUUAUCGGUGAUGGCUCCGUCGCGUUGGAGGAGGUGAUGCAGGCCACUACUUGUCUGUAAACUUGAGCUGGAGCUUUGCUCUAUUCUUUGGUAUUUAUUUCUCAGGCAGUGUCAGUGGUGGUCAUUUGAAUCCAGCCGUCACUUUCACGUUAGCUCUUUUCAAGCGAUUUGAGUGGAAUAAAGUACCUGGCUACAUCUUCGCUCAGACGGCCGGUGCUUUUGCGGCUGCUUUGAUCGUUUUCAUCGUGUACUAUCCGUGGUUUAAUAAUCUUCAUCCAGCACGUGAGACCACGCAAGGUAUUUUCGCAACGUACCCAAACGUUUAAAUUUCCAACUGGUCUGCUCUUACAAACGAAAUCAUCGGUACAGCUCUGCUAACUAAUAGUAUCUUUGCUGUGGGUGAUCAACUCAAUAAACCUGCGAGUCCCUACAGUUUUCCUAGUGCUAUUUCUCUCAUGCUUACGUGCAUUGGAA